AUGCCGGAUGAUCUGUAUCAGGCUCAAGCUCUUGCAGCCAUUUUCCAAGGAUUUAAAUGGCCUGAACUUAUUGCGAAGAAAACGAGGGUAUUCUUAGCGCACAUGAACUUGUCACUUGGUUCUCGACUAUUUCUUCAUGCCAAGAAUGCAGGAAUGAUGAGUGAAGAGUAUGCAUGGAUUAUCACCGAGUAUUUUUCUAACUUCUUGAGUUCCAUGGAUUUUUUUGUCCGUGAUUCCAUGGAAGGUGUUUUGGGUAUAAGGCCCUAUGUACAGAGAUCAGAAAAGCUCAACAGUUUCCAAAAAAGUUGGAAAAUGAAUAUGGGUUCAACUGGGGAGGUAAAUGUCUAUAGUUUGUGGGUGUACGACGCAGUAUGCUCCUUAGCAAUGGCAGCUGAGAAGAUUGGGCCUGUAAAUUCUAGCUCAUUAUAUAUGAACACCAGCAAAAAUGGAACAGGCAAUACCGAUUUGAAAGUCUCAGCAUAUAGACCAAGACUUCUCAGCGAAUUAUCAGGUGCAAAAUUAAGAGGCAUGAUAGGAGACUUUCAAUUCAUUAAUGGACAAUUGAAACCUUUAGUAUUUGAGAUAUUCAAUGUAAUUGGAAGUGGAGAGAGAACUUUGGGGUUUUGGAUACCAGAAAAAGGAAUAUCCAGAGAAUUAAUUUCAACUGGCAAACCGACAAACUCAGCAUCCACAAAAAAUCUAAAAAAUGCCAUUUGGCCUGGAGAUUGCGUCACGCAACCAAAGGGUUGGGCUAUUCCUGCAACAGGGAAACUGAGAGUUGGUGUUCCUAUGAUACGUGGAUUCAAACAAUUCGUAGAUGUAACAAUAUAUCGGGCAACACAUCGUACAAAUGCAACUGGUUUUUCAAUUGAUAUCUUUUUGGCUACAUUACAGUUGCUACCUUUCGACUAUAAAAUACGAAUUCUAUUAUUAACGUUUGACGUUGUGGUGGGAGAUAUAACAAUUUGGGCUCCUCGAGCAAAUUAUGUUGAUUUUUCGCUGCCAUAUUCUGAACCAGGAGUCACUCUAGUAGUCAAAAAUAAGAAGCCGUUUGACAUGUGGAUUUUCAUUAAGCCGCUUCACUGGGAUCUUUGGAUAGCAAUCAUCAUCGCCUGCAUUUUGAUGGGAAUAGUUCUUCGAAUAUUGGAACAUAGAGUGCCAAACACUGAUGAAGAUUCGAUUAGACCACACAGGGAGAGACUUAAAAUGACCUACUGGUCUCCAAUAGCAGUCCUUGCAUUUCCUGAAAGUAUUGAUGUUUUGGCUGUUCAUGGCAUUCAUCCUUAUGCAGAGCUACACGCCUACACAGCUAAUUUAUCGGCUAUUUUGACAGUAGAUCAAUUAAAAUUUGCUUUUUCUGACGAGUACUAUGUGGGAUAUCAGGAGGGUUCCUUCAUGAGAGAAUUUUUGAAAGUGCGACUAAACAUUAAUGAGUCGAGGCUCAGGAGCUACUCAUCAGUUGAAGAGUACCAUGACACGAUGUCUAAAGGAAGCAAAAGGGGAGGCAUGGAUGCCAUAUUUGAUGAGAUUCCUUACAUGAAGAUUUUUCUUAAUAAAUACGAUUCUCAGUAUAAAAUGGUUGGACCAAGGUACAGGACCGAUGGAUUUGGCUUCGCAUUUCCCCUUGGCUCUCCCUUAACUGCAUAUUUCUCAAGAGCAAUCGUUGCUGUUACUCAAGGUCCGAACAUGACAUUUAUUGAGCAAACACAUUUUGGACCUGGUUACUCUUCUCAAGAUCCACUUUCCUCGACAAUCUCACAACAAACCUCCAGUCUUUCUUUUCGUGACUUUGGCGGCCUCUUCAUUAUUGUAGGAUUGGUUACUAUGUUUGCUCUAAUCUGCUCGGAGACAUCACUUGGACGAAAAGUUACUGCUCAGUUCAGCCAAAUGUGCUUCCGUUUUAUGCCUUCAGAAUUCCCUUUGACACGGAAUGAUAGGAAAGAAGUGCAUGAAUCUGUCCCUGAGACCGGUGCUCUUUAUAUUGAAGAGGCCCCCAGUCUAAGUGAAGAAGAAAUCUGUGAACCUGGCCAGAACAAUGAAACCGCUACUGCAGAAGAUCAAGAAGGUAAUAUUGACAACCAUCAAGAGGGAAUUUCUUAGAACAGAAAAUGCAACUACAGUAUUCGAUUCCUAAGCCUUAGACAGUGGUGUUCUUAGGAAUAUUAGCAUCGUCUUGGUAAGGACAUACUAUGAUAUCGUUGAUGGAGUACCCAUACACAAAUAUUAUUAAAUAAAAUGGUGUUUUUUUUUUUUUU
Olea europaea var. sylvestris is the source of this 2255-nucleotide messenger RNA. Its product is annotated as glutamate receptor 2.1-like. The transcript has 5 exons. Gene Ontology annotation, molecular function: signaling receptor activity; ligand-gated monoatomic ion channel activity. Lineage: Eukaryota; Viridiplantae; Streptophyta; Magnoliopsida; Lamiales; Oleaceae. The coding region runs from base 1 to 2100 and encodes 699 amino acids. The record is from RefSeq and is a predicted model, not a curated record. Gene Ontology annotation, cellular component: plasma membrane.